AUGCUACCGCCCAGGAACGCGCCAACGCGCGCUUCGCAAAGACGCAAUUCUUUGCAAGAUGAUGCACCUGUGCGCACCCGCGCUGGCCGUGGAGGAAAGUCAGCCCCUUCCAAAUCAGACCGACCAGAGAUGGUAGCACAGAUAGACAGUCCGACCAAACUGAGUCCAACAAUCACAAGGAAGACGACCCGUUCAGCUUCAAAUAUUUCAGGCAAUUCGUUUGAGGCUGCUUCAGAAGUGUACGCUUCGUUUGAGCACCCGCUUUUGAUGGUCUUUGGCCUAUCACGAGAGUUUUUUGAGGGCCUCAAGAAGCAUCACGGCAAAUUGCCCAAAGAACGCAAAUCCAUCGUAUCUUCUAUUCUAAAUGACUCGGCGACACCGGAAGACAUGUCGGAAUCCGAUGAGGAGACUGACGAGGACAGCGACCUGGAUGUACCAGCCGUCGUCCAGCCAGGUCCGAGAGGUGGCCGAGGCCGUGGCCGCGGUGGACGCCGAGGUCGCGGUCGCGGUACGCGAGGAAGAGGAAGAGGAGGCCGCGCAAGAGGAGGAUCUAUUCGAGCCAACUCUCCAUCUCGACCGAGCAGACCUGCUCGAAGUGCUGCUCCUAUGUUUCCGCUUACAGAACAAGACGAUGCACAACCGUCCAAUCAGAGCACUCCAGGCGCUAACGCCAAGCCACCAAUGCACAGCGGCGAGCAACAGCAAGACUAUUCCGACUCGGAAGACGAGGACGAGCAAGCUGUUGAGGAUGAAGAAAGUGACGAUGGUUUUGAGCCCAUGCAGAGCGUUCAGAAAUCUUCCAAUAUGAUCAACAGGUCACCAUCAUCUGGACUCCAAGACUCCAUUGCGGAAGGGUCACAUACACCGGGACCCGGCCCUAACUCGGAUCCUAAACCCACAAGGAGAGCCAUGGGCAAACUUCCAAUUCCCAAAAUCUCAUUACCCAAGGGUUCUGGCACGCAAACACCACGUGACGUUGUAUCAACGCCUGCUGAGUCAGCAAUACCAAGGCUUUUGGAUCCUGAAGACGACAUCCUGUCCGAAUCCGAUUUGCCAGAGCCGUUCGUAGAAGAUGCUCCUUGGCCAAAGGAAUCAGACUGUGAGGACAGAGCUGAUUACUUGCUUCAAACGCGGUUCAAGCCGAUGACUGACCUGCAAGACAUAAUUGCCUCUUUGACCAAAUAUCCUGCUUCUCAGCGAAGUACAGAAACACUGUAUGCGUUGGCCGAAAAUGCGCAGCAUAUUCUCAAAGCAUGGCAGGAUGAGUAUUUAAUGCUAGACGCGCGAACGGCACCUCACAUGCACCCUGCAAAGAAGGCUUGCAAUGGUGGACGCGUUCCAAUAGCCCCAGAGGUAUUCGAAGACAUGAAAGAAGCCGACCUAUACGGCUACGUUUACGAUCCGAAGAAGCAGCCUGGAUGUCAAGAUCCCUGGGCGCAAAGACCAGGAGCUGAAAAGGGUGGACGACGUGAACUCAGAACCCGACGGACUCGCGAUAUGCUAGAGUCUGCCGCACAAAGCGAGGAAGAUGAGGAAGGCGACCAAGAAGGCCGCCCCUCGAAGCGACAGCGAAGAGCUACCCGGAAGUUUGACGGUACUGACACAGGGACGGGGGCCAACACACCAAAGAAGCACAAUGGCUGGGGUGGCGCUCGAAAGAAGGGUGUCAGUAAUAAGCUGCUCAGUAAGCCAGGCUCCGAGACACCAGAGCCUGAAGGCCGAGCGGCGAAGCGUGCUCGAACGGCAGCCACCAACCUCCUCCAUCAACGCAUACAAGAGAUGCGAGAAGAGUCGGCUGGUGGGAGCUCAGCAGAGGAGGGCUCAUCCGUCAUGGAUGUGGACGAGCAAUCAGAUGUCGGCCCCAAGCGCGGUCGUCCUGCUGGCAGCAAGAACGUGGCCAGGCGAAGUGACUAUGGCGUGAAAAAGGGACCACGCAAGAAAACCAGUGCUGCUGGUACACCAGCUCCAACGGCCCCUGCCGCAAACGCUCCACCUCCAGCAUUGAACUCUAUGAGUGAAGGCCAGGGCCAAUUUACCAUUGGGGAACAGCCUCAGGCUGACAAACCUUUGUUGCCACCGAAUGCAGCCGAGGCAGGUUAUCAAACUACACCACGAGUACUCCCUUCCCAAGAAGUACCCAUGGUUCAUCCAAAUGAGUCAAGCACACCAGAUGCCUACAUGUUGACGGCACCACUGAGUCAAUACACAAGCGGCUAUGUAGAAGAGACAUCGCCCGCCUCAGGUUCACGACGCAAACCUCGGGUUAAAAGCGAGAAGCGCAGCCAGUCCAUGGAAAUAUGGUUGAACUUAGCAAAAACCUCAAAAUCGUGGACAUCACGAGAAGAAUGGCACUCCUACCAAAACAUCCACCUGGCGGUCCAAUUCAGUCUCUAG
Messenger RNA from Plenodomus lingam JN3, 2394 nucleotides. RefSeq lists its product as uncharacterized. The record is from RefSeq and is a predicted model, not a curated record. Lineage: Eukaryota; Fungi; Ascomycota; Dothideomycetes; Pleosporales; Leptosphaeriaceae.